AUGUACCUCUUAUAUUUGUCCUUACUUGUCUUUACUUCUGUUUCUAAAUCAUUAUCUGAUUUGACAUCAGAUGAUGUUGUUGAUAUAAAAGCACAUGAUCAUAGGCUUUUGACAAAGAUCCUCGCUGCAAGAAAAAUAGAAGACAUAUUUGACAACGAUAAAAACACACAUGGACUUUUCCAUGCUGAUGUAGAUCAGAAAGUUAAUCUUCUUGUUGAUCUUGGCGGAUUAUAUCGAAUCAGCUCAGUGGAGAUUACUUCUGAUCAACCUGAAAAUCUUAAACAAACUAUCAGCGUUGGUUAUGGAUUCGAUAAAAAUACGACGAAUUCAUUUGGAUCUUCGUACAAUUGUACAUCUCAACAAACAUCUACACUGUGUAUACCUGCUUGUAAAGCAUAUGACAGUUCACAUACCGGCUUUGUUGGCAAUAGUUUGUUAUGGAGUUUUCAGUCACAAAAAGAGGGAUGGACUAGAAUUUAUGAUUUAAUAAUACGCGGUACUCUAUUUGAUGAAAAUCGUAGCAUAAAGAAUAAUAUUGUUGAAAUUACAUUGUUUAAGCCAUAUAUUGAUCAUCGAGUUCCUGCGGACUCCAUGGAAUCAUGUGAUGGAUUAUUAUGGCAUUUGAAUGAUGAAAGUACUGUGACAGAAAGUUCUGUGUUAGCAUCUACUGAGGAUCGUAAUGUUACAAUAUUUUUUGGAAAGACCUAUUCUGUAACAAGUGUCAAUUUUGUAACAUCAAAACAAGAUGAUAUGCCACACGAGUAUGCUUUAUAUUUCAAUGGUAUAGAAGCAUUCAUGAAAAUAAUUAAUCUUCAAAAUGAUUGUACAUCGGAUUCUGAGAAUGAUGGUGCCAAUUUUAAACAAGAAUAUAAUUGUGCGACUACAGAUUUAGAAAGUUAUACAUUUGAUUCGGUUACAUUGAAUGUGAAAGGUCUUUAUAAAUUACAUGUUUAUGGAUUACCAUUCCAUUAUCCUAAAAUUCAAAUAAUUCCAUCGAAAGAAGACGAUAAAACAAUUAUGGAUAGUGAAAAUUUAUUACAACUUAGUUGUAUUGCACAAUCCUGUGAUUCAUCAUCAUCAUUCACCAAUUUACUUGAAGCUGAUGGUAAUGCUCGUCGAUCCAGAAGUAGCAGUGGUGGUAGCGCAUCAUCAUGUCCUAGAAAUGGUCAUAUUAUACAAUGUGAAUAUCUGGAUCUGUUUCGUUUAGCAACACUUUCGAACAAUAAUGAAAAUACUGUUCACAAAAUACAAUUAACAAAUCAAGGAAUAAUCAAUACAGAGAUUAGUGAAAUUAUGACAGAAUUGAAAAUUAUACAAUCCAAUGCUGAGAAAUUAAUUGUCACCAUGCCAAGAACUCAUCAAUAUUACAGUCAGUAUCAGUGUAGUUGUCAAGCGAAUGACCAUAAAAAAUCACAACUUUUCUCAUUAUCUACAAAUCUUAAACCGACAGAUUUUGAUCAAGAUUUUAUAUUUCAAACAAAUUACACAACAGUAUUUGCUGAACAAGUCAUUGAAUCACAUGUAGGCUUUAUUGAACUACCAGAAAAUGAACAAGAAAGUUAUUUUAAAUUCUAUAUCACUGGUUAUAGUCUGUUAAAAGAUGUACAAAUCGGGGUUGUAUUUAUUGAAGGUGGACAAGCAGGAAGUAGAACAAAUUCAAUUACAGAACAAACAAAUGUACAAGCAUUUCCAGGCGUCAAUACUGAUUCUGAUCUAUGGUCAUUACCAGUUUAUAAAUAUGAAUUGCAAGACGUUUGGCCAGAUCCUGUUGAUGAUAAUGUGAUUACAAUUACAUGGAGUAUGCCGGAAGCUCUAUUAUCAACUAAAAAAUCACCAUCUGUGAUUAAAGAUGUUUUUCGGACGUUGAUUAUAACACCGGAUAAAGUGAAUACAAUUCGUGCAUGGGUUUGGCAAAGAGAUUCACAUUUAUUAGAUAUUCGAGCAUAUCAUCAAUUAGAUGAGAAUAAUGUAGAUAAUCAAUUGAAAAUCUUAACUCUACAACAUUCUGGUUGUUCUGUGAAUGAAGGUGAAAAUUUAAUUGUGGCAAGUGUUCAACUUAAAGAUGGAAAAUGUACUACAGAUAAUAAUGAUAUAAUUACAUGUACACGUACAAUUCAUGGACAAAUAAUUCAAUUUAAAUUAAAAAAUCCGCCUACAUCAGAUAUUUAUAAAUUACACUUGAAAUCUGGUGGAGAUGAUGAUAGUGUGGAAUCAACGCCAAGUAUUGAUUUAGUUACUUCUGGAUCACUUGGUGAAGAAGUUAAAGAAGAUAUUAAAGAUGCUGGAUUAAGUUUAACUAUUGAAGGUAUUCAUUAUGAACAUGAAACACAAGAAACUGAAUUAGAUGUUGCAGUUCAUAUUGCUUCAAAAGUGAUCUCCGACAAUGUUGCUUGUAGACCGACUUAUUUACAAUUAGAAUUUAUUGAACCAAAAAUUGAAACAUUAAAAUCGCGAGUAUCCAGUAAACAGACAAUAUUUCGAAUUAAACUACCAGCUAAUCAAAAAGAAAUAAAUUUGGAAAUACAAUUAUUCAUUGGUUCAGUGGAUCCUACACAAGCUGAAGCCAGUACAAAUCAAUCGGUUUCAUUCAAGAAUCCAUUUUACAUUCCAACGGAUGUGAUCAUUGAUGCACAGAAUCAAUUUAUUCAAUGGUAUGGUCUACCGACUAUUUCAACUAAUCUUCUUCAACAUUACACCACUAAAUUGUCUGGUUUGCCAAAAGCAUGUGAACAAGCGAAAGAAUUUGAUUUGCCAAUUACACAACAAGAAAUUGACAAUGGAACAAUUUAUAGAAUUAACUUAAAAGAUAUACCUGAUUCAACUAUCACAAAAAAUGGAUUGGCUAUUGAUUAUACAUUUAAAGUUACACCAGUAUUUAGGGGUAUCGAUGGGAAAUCCAUAACCAUGGGUACUUCAUCUGAUAUUACGUUUUCAAUGGGUCGAAUGGGUCAAACUGAGCUUAAAGCUCCUACUUCCGGUCGAUAUAAUUCAAUACAAGUACAAGUUAAACCGAGUCAAUUACCUAGUUGUCUUAAUUUAGAAACAUUAAAUACUCAAUUCACAUUAAGAGUCAUUGGUGAAGUGGUUGAAUAUCCCGAUUAUAUAAAACAAGUGAAUUAUGUACCGAUUACAACAAAAACCAGUGAAACAUUGAAUGAUAAAAACAACCAUGUGAAAUGGUAUAAAAUUGAAAAUUUAUUACCUGGUCGACGUUAUGAACUUCAAGCGGAAGUUAAAUACACGGAGGAUUUCAAAGAUAAAAUUUCCGAUCCUGUUCGUUUAUGGGUAGAAGAUGAAGUACAUGUACAAACGGAAGAAGUAUUUAUAUCACCAGGUGAACGUGUAGUGAUUAAUUGUACUGGAUCUGUUGGACCAAAUGAUGCAUCACAAAAAAGUUUAGAAUGGAAAUUACUUGAUGGUAAUCGUUUGCCCGAUGGUAGUCGUUCAUUAAAAACUCAAGAUGCACAAUCUGGACCAUUAUGGUAUGCUAUGGAAUCGUUAAUAUUUGAUCCUGUCAAUAAACAACAUAGCGGUGCUUAUGCUUGUUUCAUAAGACCAUCAAUAUCGGAGUUAAUGAAUAAAGAAACUGUAUUACAUAAAGUUACAGUAACUGUUAGUGAUUUAGAACUUGAUAUGAAUUCGAAAAUUGUUGAUUUAAACGAGAAACUUAUUAUCACAUGUCGUACAGCUAGUCCUGGUCAAUUAGAUUGGUUGUUACCAUCUGGUGAGAAAAUUGAAAUCAUGACUGAAAUGAAAUCAGACGAUGAUACUGAUGACAACAGUGAUCAACCAUACGCUGUGAAAGAUGACAAUGAUCAAAUGAAAUUAUCAAUGAAAUUAAUUAUACCAAAAGUGAAUUUGAAUAAAGUUGGUAUUUAUACAUGUUUACAUUCACCUUCAAAUAAUAAACAAACAUUUAAUUUGAAAUUGAAAGAAGGUAUUAAUCUUGUCAAAUCCGCUGAUAGUUCAGAUGAACCUGGAAAAUAUCUUAUUCUUCAAUGUACUGCAAAUUUAGGCAAUGCAAAUCAAUUAGUUACUUGGUAUAAACGAUCAAAUACAAAUUCACAAUGGUUAGAAAUCACUCAACCGGUACAAAACAUUGAACAUAUAACUAUUGAACAUAAAAAUCCUGACGAUACAUCAUCAUCAGGUGUUUGGUUAUCCGAAUUAAAAGUGAUCAAUUCACCUGGAAGUGUUGGUGAAUUUAUGUGUGCAAUACAAAAUCCCCAGUCAGCAAUGAACAUUGAACAAAUAGGAACUGCUAGAAGUAUAAUGAUGACCAAUGAUAAUGAUUUUUCGAAAAUUACACAUGAAGUUAUUCAAAUCUCAUUGAAACCUGCUUUGAAAAUACUUACUCCAACUAAAUUGGCAAAUGGUCAAAUUAAUGUACAUUGUCAAGGCUAUCCAGCACAUUCUAAAGAUCGUUUACAAUGGAUUUACAUUUUAACGGAUGCAAAUAAUAAUGAUAAUCCAAAUAAAAUUAUUCCUAUUAUACAUUCAAAUCCAAAAGAUGAAGAAAAUGAACAAGAAACUGAAGAAACUAGUACAAAAUCAUUAGAUGAGAAACAAAUUGAUGAUAUUAUCAGUGUAGCAUUUCAAUUAACUGAUAGUAGACCAGCUAUUUGGCCAGGUUCAAUUGGACCUCAACAACUUGUACAACCAAUUGGUGAUAUGCAAACAAAUAAACCAAUUUACACUCCAGAACGUUUAAGUUUAACAUUUGAUAGUAAAUAUGCUGACAAAGUGUCCGACGGAGUUUUAUCAUGUCGUUACCUACGACCAAAAGGUAUUCUCUCAAUGGAUACAGAUGACUCAGCUGAAUCAUUGUCAAAAGUUAAUCUACUGGAAAUUAAUGAUGAUGGUGAUGGAGUAUUAGAGAAGAGUGAAAUUUCUAUGAAAGAAUUAUUAGAUGCAAAAGAAGUUGAUGAUGUUGAUGAUGCUGAUGUUGAUGAGAAUGCAUCGAUAUUGAAAAAUUCACCGAUUGACGAAACAAACGAUUUACAAUCGGAUGAAACAAGAAAUAAUUCAGUGAAAAAGUCAUACUCAAUGUUACUACUAAUCUACACAAAUCUUAUUACUUUAUUGUGUAUUUUUAUGCGAAAUUAA
Messenger RNA from Schistosoma turkestanicum, 5106 nucleotides. Lineage: Eukaryota; Metazoa; Platyhelminthes; Trematoda; Strigeidida; Schistosomatidae. The record is from the annotation of a GenBank genome assembly.